Messenger RNA from Paramecium pentaurelia, 729 nucleotides. NCBI's taxonomy places the organism in Eukaryota, Ciliophora, Oligohymenophorea, Peniculida, Parameciidae. The record is from the annotation of a GenBank genome assembly.
AUGGUUUGGUAGAACUGUUAUUACAAAAAAAUAUCGGAACAAGAUUUGGUAGAAGAACAUCUAUAUGGAAUUAAUUUGUUUGAAAAAUUUGAAUAAACUUAAGAAACUAAUUUAGACAAUAACAAUUAUUUAGUCUCUUCACAUAUAACAACCAGUUCUAAAUUAAGCCAUUCUGUUCCACAAUAAAAUGUUAAUCAAAAAACAGAUGAUUUAAUAGAAAAAACAGAGACAGAAAUCACAAAUGAUUCCGAUUUAGUAACUGUAGAAACUAAAUCAGAUGAAGAUGUGACCAAUGCUCUUUCUGAAAUUUAAAGUAAAUAGUAUAUCAAUUUCUAUUCAGUAUAAGAUUUGUAAGAUAAAAUAUAAAAUUAAUAAAAUGAAUAUUAAGAUAUCAACUAAAAUUAAGAUUAAUAAAAAGAUUAAAAUUAAGAUUAAUAGGAAGGGAAUAGAUUAUUAUAAAAUGAAAAUGGAGAUGUAUAGUCAAUUUCUGAAACCUAAUUUGAAAGUUAAUUAGGAGUAUGCUUGUCUGGCAAAUUUAAUUAGAAAAGAACUCUCAAAGAAGUUACUGUUUUGAAAUAAAGAAUUGGGUUAUCAGCAGAAUUUUAAGGUACAUUAAAAGAGUAAAAGUUUCAGGAUAUUUAAAAUCUUGCGUUUCACUCAAUGGAAAUUGUUGAGCGGAUUUAUUAAAGAGAUAUUUUUCAUAUCAAGGGUAAUCAUUAAAAACUGUGA